Molecule: messenger RNA, 1508 nt
Organism: Bradysia coprophila
Lineage: Eukaryota; Metazoa; Arthropoda; Insecta; Diptera; Sciaridae
Product: bacillopeptidase F-like
Source: RefSeq, a predicted model, not a curated record
AACGUAAAAUUGUAUUUAAAAGUGCGUAUUCCAAAGUUUUAAUCAUAAUACAAACGAAAGUUGUACGAGCAUGAAGUACCAAACCGCUUUGGCUGUCUUCGGACUUGCUUGCCUUGCGCUUGCCAACCCAAUCGCAAGAGUAGAGGAAAAAAUCUACCAAGAUCUUGAACAAUCAGAACUCAUCAACGUUAUGGUUACGUUCCGCAGAGCUGAAACCAAGGCUGCAUGGGACCGUUUCUACUCGUUGAGACUAACUACCCGUGAAGCUAUUUUGGAAACUCAACAUGCCAUCCUUAAGGAUCACGCUGACGUAGUCCAAGCCGAUGUUACCGCAUUGUUGGAGAAAACUGCACUUGCUGGCAAGAGACACUAUCUCGAGCAACUCUGGAUUACAACCGAAUUGAUUGUUCGCGAUGUCGACAGAGAAACCGUUGAACUAUUGAGAAACCACCCAGAUGUUGAGUCCUUGGUUGCUGAACAAUUCAUUCAAUUGGAAGAGACCGAAGAAGGCGAAAGCUUUGACUUAAGAGACUACAACAACACGAUUCAAAACGAGUGGGGAAUCGUGAAUGUUCAAGCUCCAGCUGCAUGGGCUAGAGGAUUUAAUGGAGCAGGUCAGGUCAUUGGAAACAUCGACACUGGAGUACGUGCCACUCACGUAUUAUUGGCCUCGAGAUAUCGUGGUAAUCAACCCGGAGAAAAUCACGAUUACAACUGGCGUGCACCAACUGGUAGCGCUGCAGUUCCCUCAGAUACCAACGGACACGGAACUCACUGCAUUGGAACUCACUCUGGUACUGGAGGCAUUGGUGUUGCACCAGGAUCACUUUUCACAGCUUGUCGCGGUUGCGCAACUGCUGCUUGUUCCACUUUCGAUCUUAACGGUUGCGGUAAUUUCAUGGCUUGUCCGACAAACACUGCUGGCGGUGCUGCUCAAUGUGCUAGAGCUCCACAUCUCGUAAGCAACAGUUGGGGUGGUGGUGGCGGUCAAACAUGGUACAAUCCAAUCCUGACUGCAUGGAGAAACGCUGGUAUAGCUGGUAUCUUUGCUCAGGGUAACUCUGGAACAGCGUGCAACACUGCCGGAUCACCAGCAGAUCAACCACUUGCUUUCGGCGUUGGAUCAAUCACAAGCACAAAUACACUUUCAACAUUCUCCAGUGUAGGUCCGGGCCCAGCUGGCGCAAUAAAGCCCAAUGUUGCUGCCCCAGGUACAAGCGUUGCAUCUGCUUCCCAUUUAGCCGAUACUGGACUUCGAACUUUGUCCGGAACCAGUAUGGCUUGCCCCCAUGUUGCUGGAGCUUAUGCUGUUGCCAGACAAUCUACUCCUGGUGCUGGUGUUGUUGCUAUUCAAAACCGUAUUCAGAGCUCAGCUCUGGCUCACGUAUCCGGAGGCAGAACUUGCGCUGGAGUACCAGAAGGAAGCCGACCAAACCACCACGUUGGACAUGGACGUAUCAAUGUUAAUGGUGCUGCUUAAAUGAUUAGUGUGUUUUUGAUUGAAUAGG